AAUUGACUAGGCCGGUAACGUAUUCAUCUUUUGCGACGAGGACAAGCACAGAUAUUAUUCCAAGAACUUAGAAUAUUGUUUGUUCUUGGGUUACCUAUUACCUAAUCCCGUCUUGUCGCUCAGCACCCUCGGCGGUUUCCCCUAAUGAAUCGCGUCCACCGUCUUCACGAUGUCUGAACGACCGUACAAAUAUGGCCUAUAUCCUGGCCAGCAAGGCCAGCAACCUCAUUCACACACCCACCCGCCUUUUCCUCAAUCGUUUAAUCAACCACCGCCCGUAAAUUCCCAACAACCUCCCUAUGCCACUCUUGGCAAUUAUGCGACCGUUAAUAACUCUUAUCAAUACAACGCAAGCACCAUACCUGGGUUAGGCAUGGGAACUUUUCAACCACCUAUAUCAUAUGAAUCUGGAAGCAACACACCGUGGAAUGCACAACCACAGAACGUGUCGCAUCAGACUCUUCAUGUUAAAACGCCCGAUAAUAAUCGCACCAUAUCGUCUAAGAAAGACAAACUACCUGUGUCGUCCCGGGGACAAGCGAGUCACACCCUCGAAGAAGGAGAGCUUAGCGAAGGCGAGUUCGAUGAUCUAUAUGAACCAAAGGAUACGGUUGACGUUGCCGUACCUGCCUCGUACCCUAGGCAACCAAGUGCUACGGAGAAUACGAACGGAAGUGUGGGGGAUGCGGAUGGUUCCUCAAUUUAUGAUGGUGCAACACCUCAAGGUGAAACGGCCAUUAAUAGUACAUCUACAUCACUGCCCGCAGCCGAACAGGAAUAUUCCCCGGGCGAAGACGUGGAAGCCGACGAUCAAGAACGGGAGAGGUCUGGCUCUUAUUCCCCUUACCUGUCUCCUAGAGAGAUUCAGCGCAGGGCAUCAGUGAGCAAGCCCAUAUCUUAUGGGUCUAAGCAAACUCCAAAUACUCAGCCCCCGUUACAGUCUCUGCCAGGUAUCAAUAUGCCGUCCUCAGAGCAGCCGACAACUGGUGCUACAUUACCAAAUGGCACAUCUUAUUCGGGAUCUGUUACGAAUGGUCAUAGUGCUACCCAUUCUACCCCUACAGGAGGCUCUUUGCUUUAUUCCUUCCAGUCUGUAGCAGAAGCAAAGAAGAAGGCACAAGAAGCUAUCCUUGGUCUAUGGUCGUUCAAAGUUCGGUAUCAAGAUUAUAUCGAGGAGGGUUUUGAUGAGAAGUUGAUGAAGAGCUUGUUCGCGGAUUUGGGCCUGGAAACCUCUAUCCCUAAAACUACUACGGUACAAAAACCCACGAAUGACCCGGAGCCUCCAAAUGCUCCUUCUGAACCUACUAAGGCCGUUCCUGAACCACAGGGCACCAAAUAUCCAUCUUCGGCUAUAUCAAACUUGAAGCAACCUCCUACUGCCGAUUCUGCAGCUAAGUCCAAUAAAGAUGACAGCGCGAAAUCAGCCCAGAAGACAGCUGCUGAGGAGCGCAAGGAUAAAAUUGCCCGAAAGCUGGCGGCGAGAGCCCAGAGAACCGUACCUGUCGUCCAGCCGUCUACUACAGCCCCGCCGUCUCAGCCCACCACGACGAGUGCGAGCGCAACGGCUCCUAUUAAUAUGUCACCAGCAAAGCCUAAGACGCGAGCUGAGAACAACGCAAUUCUCCACCAAAAACUUGCUGCAUUAAAGAAGGCACAGGAAAAAGCAAUGGCUGAUAAAAAAUUGGCAGCUAGUAGCCCAGCCAAGCCCGCAACACCCCAAGCCGUGCCUGCAAGUAAUCCUAGUAUGACCGCUGCAUCGAAAACCCACGAAGAACUAUCCUCCAAAACUCCCGCAGCGCCGAUUCCAGCAGCAGAGCCGAGUCGGCGUUCUGUAUCCACAGAAAAGAGCUUGCCUAGGGAAGGGGGGAUUCCAGGUCUAUCCUUGGUCACUCAGCCGGUACAACAGAACGGCCGCAACUUGAAACGGCCCGUUGCUUCGGAUUUCGAUAAUUAUUCCAGUCCCGCCGGGACACUUAAGCGAUCGCGUACUCAAGAACAGUUGAUAAUUGAUGUCAGUGAUGAUGAAGACGUGGAAAUGGACAUUGGUUCACCUAUCGACGAGCCUAAUUCGUCGAACGGAAUAACCAAUCAACCAUCAGGACAAACCCCUCUAGGAUCAUUUCCACCAUUAUCUAAGUCUCCUAGUUGGAAACAACGUUCUAGCCCUGGUUCAACUACUGCUCCGACGCCACCAGUGCCCGGAAUCAAGCUUGAUCUACUGAACAAGCGCAUCGAGGAGGCGAAGAGGCAGAUUGCAGAAGCAGAAGCUAAGAAGGCUGCGAAGAUGGUUAUUUCUCAGUCGCCUCGGGCUCGGUCCUCAGCAGCGUCUACUCCUCCACAGAAGAUCUCUGAAGUUUCAGAAACGCUACAGAAGGCCAAAAGAGGCAAUGUCGAGAGGCGCGAUAGGAUUGUAAGUUUCGAAUUGCCGAUUAUCGAUGCCGACCUCCAGGAGAAACAGGAGAGGCUCAAGCAGGCUGUUGCCCAAGCAGCGCAGCUUGAACUCGAGAUCCAGGCGAGCAUUGAGGAACGAAGGAAGCUAACGGCUGAGAUCGAGGAGUUGGCAGAUUCUUCAGGACCAUUAACUCCUGAGCCGAGCGUGCAAGCUCAGUUUGUUCUUCCUGGUGCAGCAACGUCAACUGAGCCGAAUCAUGUUGAACCACAGCACCCAAACGGACAGCAAUUGAGCAUCAAGCAAGCUGAAGAUGCACUCAUCACCGCUGGUCAGGACAUACAUAACCAAAGCCAAGGACCAACUCCAAGUGAUGUCCAACCUAAUUUACAACCACCUCGAGCCAAUGCUUCAGGUGGCCAGCCUUUCGUCGCUAUCCAAUCUCCACAGAAUCUUGCUGAAGAUGAUCACGUAUCUCCAGCGUCACCUAGUGAUCACCACACACCAUCUGAGAGCGCAUCCGCAGAUAUGAUUCUGGAAGACAGUACAGCCGACCUUGACGCCAUAGUCAUUGUUACGGAGAACCAAGUGCAAAAACAAGAUCACGAAAUGGCGGACAUUCCGGAGCAAUUACCUUACGUCUCAUCCCCCAGCAGUGAUGACUCAUACAGGCCACAGUCAACCCCCAUUUCCCCUAUUCGUGACGUUCCCCUCCUUGAGCCCGAGAAUAACACCUCAAAACAAUUCUCACUACAAGAAGAUAACAUUCCACUCAAUAAUGACAUGCCUACCCACGAAUUAUUGAAUGAUGCUGACCCAUAUCAACCGGUCCAAGAUCUGGCUUUGUCAGCGAUGGAAAAGCCUAGUGGAGAAGUACACAACGGCUCAUCUCCUGAGCACCCGUUACUGACCGAUGCGCAGGAUGAACUUGAACAGAAACCCCGAUUAGAGGAUUUGUUAUCAUACCAUAGUCCUCUCGGGUACUUCCGUGCAUAUAGGUUCCAUCCCAAAUACUUUGAUGAGGUAGCGGGCGGUCUUAAGUCAAUGACUUACAGCUCUAAAAUUGAUCCCAUGCGACCAAUCUGCCCGCGUGUGUUGGCCGGAGAGCAGUGCCCCGAUGGAAAUUCUUGCGAAUUCCAGCACUUUGAGAGCAUGGUGCUUCCCGGUGAGUCCUAAGAUCAACCCCUCCUGAUACUGCCACCCCUUUCUGCGAAAC
Messenger RNA from Annulohypoxylon truncatum, 3605 nucleotides. RefSeq lists its product as uncharacterized. The transcript is spliced from 3 exons. Lineage: Eukaryota; Fungi; Ascomycota; Sordariomycetes; Xylariales; Hypoxylaceae. Bases 170 to 3565 code for a protein of 1131 amino acids. Gene Ontology annotation, molecular function: metal ion binding. The record is from RefSeq and is a predicted model, not a curated record.